Molecule: messenger RNA, 312 nt
Organism: Quercus lobata
Lineage: Eukaryota; Viridiplantae; Streptophyta; Magnoliopsida; Fagales; Fagaceae
Product: protein SUPPRESSOR OF K(+) TRANSPORT GROWTH DEFECT 1-like
Exons: 1
Coding region: 1-312 (103 amino acids)
Source: RefSeq, a predicted model, not a curated record
AUGAAUGCAUUAGAGUACUUUAUGACUCAUUUGAAGUAUGAGAAGAAUCUGAAGACUAAGGAAGUGAUUACUAAAAAAUGCAUGGAAUAUUUGAAGGAGAUAAGGGCCAUUCUUGAUAGUGGGGGGAGUGGGCCUGCCCCCAGUGAUGAUGCAACAAUUACUAGCCAACCAAAGACAAAGUCGAAGGGAGGAGUGGGGAAAGAUUCGGAGGACCUAGAGCAAGCAAAGCUGAGGGCUGGCCUUGAUACUGCGAAGUGGAGUGACGUGGCUGGACUUAAGAGUGCCAGACAGGCAUUGCAAGAGGAUGUGUAA